Messenger RNA from Aspergillus aculeatinus CBS 121060, 252 nucleotides. RefSeq lists its product as uncharacterized. The transcript has 2 exons. NCBI's taxonomy places the organism in Eukaryota, Fungi, Ascomycota, Eurotiomycetes, Eurotiales, Aspergillaceae. Bases 1 to 252 code for a protein of 83 amino acids. The record is from RefSeq and is a predicted model, not a curated record.
AUGGACCUGGGACAGAUCACCGAAGCCAAUCAACUAAAAGCUCGAGUCCUCCAGGGUGAGGACAUCUACGAUACAACGGGUGCAGCCAAUGUGACGGACGAGAUUGUCAGGGUCCAACAGACCCUCUCCCCGCUGGUCCCCAGCGACGUCCCCAUUCUCCGGUGCGUGGGCCUCAACUACGCCAAGCACAGACCACGGCGAACCCAUCGCGAUGCCGCCCAUCGCCCAGAUGACCAAGCAGACUACGAGUAG